Molecule: messenger RNA, 2316 nt
Organism: Paramecium octaurelia
Lineage: Eukaryota; Ciliophora; Oligohymenophorea; Peniculida; Parameciidae
Source: the annotation of a GenBank genome assembly
AUGGUAAAAAUUAUCAAAGAUCCAUUUGAAAGUCCUAAUACAAAACUAAUGGCUUUAAAAGUAUAAUUCAGCCUUAAAUUAGUUAAACAAAGAACUUGUAGAAACAUUUAAUAGCAAUUAUAUUUAUGCACUCUAGAAAACGUUAUUGCCCUUAUUUGAAGAAAUUGCAAAAUACAAAUAUACAUCAGAUGACCCCGACAGAGGAGUAACCUAUUUUUUAAACGGUGAAUAUCCAAACUCAGGUUUAAUCAAUGAAAAUAUUGUUAGAUAAUAGAGAUUUGCAAGUUACUGGAGAAUAAUUUUUUAGAGUAGUAUUGGAAUGUAUAAGAGUAUGGAGCAGAUGGUUUCCUUUAGACUACCAAUCAUACUAUUUAAGUUCUUUUAAGAUUGCUUAUGAAAAACUUGUAAAGCUAGGGGUAAAAUUUCCAAAAAUCAGUUAUUUUGAAAAUAUUCAGCAGAAUAUUCCUCAUUAAUUAAUACCUUUAUCUAUGAUUAUUUAGUUAAGAGAACUACUCAAAAAUCAAGUUAAUCUCUCAACUAAAUAAAUUAGAAGCUAUCUGGCCAUGAAUCCGGCCCAUCUCUUUUAUUAACAUAAAUAUACUACAUAUAGUGAUUUUUUUUAUUAGAUUAAAAGCAAAAAUCCUAUUUAAAGAAAAAAAGUUUUAAGAAAGGCAACAUUUCUGUUAGAGAAAGAAUUUGAAAAUCUUGAGAAUAUGAAAAAGGAUCCCUAGUAUAAUCCUAUCUCAUCAGGUACAUUGUAGAUUGAAAUUCUAUGUCUGCAAAAUCUAUAUAAUGCUUUAUCAAUGAAGGUUCCAGAUCUUCAAACCUAAGUUAUCCAAUUACAAAACAAAGUUGUUAGUUUAGAAAAACAGCUUUUAGACAGAGAAUAAAAAAUAAAUGAAUUACAAAAUGAAAUAUAGCAAUUAUAAAAACAAUUUUCUCUCAACAUUAAUUAAUUUUUAACUUCUAAUGAUUUAUCGAAUAGUCAAUUAUUUCAAACCGAUGUAAAAUUAAUUAUUAUAAUUAGGUUACAAAAUUGAAAUUACAUUUUGGACUUUACGAUUAAAGUUAUGAAAUAGAUAAAUUGAAGUCUCUUGUAUAUAAAUCCGAUUUUAAAAUUGAAGAAUUAAAUGAAAAAUUAGAUGAAACUAUCAGAAAAAAAAAUUAAUUGUACGAAGAAAAUAAAACUUUAAACUAAACAAUUUUAGUUUUGGAGAGGAGACUUAUAUAAAAUACUAACCAACCUAUUUUAUCAACUCAACAAUGUUUAAGUGAGUAUAGACCCAACACUAUGACUAACAUAAGCUAAACAGGUACCGUGGCUUCAAAAAAAUAAAAAAAUUCUGGAUUUCAAAACUCUUUGUUAUUAUCAUUAAGACAAUAAGUCCUCGGAUAGUAAUUUUAUAUCAAGGCUUUAUAAAACCAAUUAAUUAAGUUUGAUAAAUUUCUAUUACAUUCUGGUCAUACUAAUUCUGUACUCUCUUAUAAUACAGCAUCCACUUAAUAUAAAGGUAAUUAUAUUAAUCCCUAUCUAAAGUCCCUAUGUAUUCUCCAAAAUCUUACUCUUAACCUAAAUCAAGAGGGUCAAAGGAAAUAACAUCCCCGUUUGUUGAUUAUGAUGGAAAGAUUUUUGCAAUACUUCCUGAUGCAUUUACAGUCAAAUUUAGGUAAUCCUGCUUGCUUAAAAAAUCCAUUUUAUAUUCUGAUGACAAUCUAUAAAUUGGAGUUCAAACCAGCUUAUAAGCAAAUUAAUAACUCUUAAUUAAUGUAGUUUUACAUAAUAGAACCAAAGAACAACUACAUAAUUUGGGCAUUGCUUAUUAAAAAUCUCAGAAUCUAUAAUUUUAGGCAUACCCUGCUAAUAUUUAAUAAUCUAUUAAAGGAAAUGAAUAAGUAUCCUAAAAAGUAUUCAUAUCAUUUGAAUAACUUCCAUAUUAAUUGUUAGAAUUUUAAAUUAAUUAUAAAGUAUAGACAUAACUUCAUAGCAUAAAUCUUUGUCUUCCUUGCACAGUCAAUAAAUUUUUCAACUUUUUAGAAGUUCCAUAAGAAUGUCCCUAAUCGUAUUUUUAUAAUAGUAAAAUCUUUUAAACAAGUUUUUAAAAUUAAAUAGGACAUCUGUUACCUGAUUUUUAAAUAAAUCAAAUUAAUGAGUAAUUUGUUGAAGCUUUUGCAAGAAUUUAAAUUGAAAAAUCUAUAUUUUUGAUUUCAAUCUCCUCUAAAAACAAUCAAAUGUAAAUUAAAUUGAAUGGAAACUAUUCCGAUAAAUUAGUGGAAUGCAUCGUAUCAACCUAUUAAGGGCUGUUUAUGAAGAGAUGA